Messenger RNA from Notodromas monacha, 1759 nucleotides. Lineage: Eukaryota; Metazoa; Arthropoda; Ostracoda; Podocopida; Cyprididae. The record is from the annotation of a GenBank genome assembly.
AUGGUUGCAUUUGGGCAAGUGGUUCUGGGUCCUCCAGGUAGUGGGAAAUCAACGUACUGUAAAGGUAUGCACGAGUUUCUCACUGGCACUGGAAGGAAAGUUGCGAUUGUGAAUCUUGAUCCUGGAAAUGAGAACCCUCCUUUCACUGCUGAAGUUGACAUAAGAGACCUGAUCACUAUUGAAGAUUCCAUGGCAGAGUUUAAGCUGGGACCAAAUGGAGCUCUCAUGUACUGCAUGGAGUUCAUUGAGAAGAACUUCGACUGGGUUCUCAACCAGUUGGCAAAGUUUCCCAAGCAUUACUUUUUAUUUGAUCUUCCUGGUCAAGUCGAGCUUUACACUCAUCACUGCUCCGUAAAGAACAUGGUGGAGCUGAUGGCGAAGAAGGACUUCAGGCUAUGUGCAGUGAAUCUUGUGGAUUCUCAUUAUUGCUCAGAUGCAGGAAAGUUCAUAUCCGCACUUCUCGUAUCCCUAACGACCAUGCUGCAGCUUGCUCUUCCACACAUCAACAUCUUGUCCAAAAUCGACCUGGCCCAGAAGUACGGGAAACUAGAAUUCGGCCUUGAUUACUACAUGGACGUCAUGGAUCUCAACUUCCUCUUGGACACCAUUCCAGACGACCCGUUUAUGUGCAAGUUUGCCAAACUGAAUGAGGCCUUGGUCGGGAUUGUCCAGGACUACAGUCUGGUGUCCUUUUACCCCCUCGAUGUGGAGAAGAAGGAGAUGAUGUUCACUGUUAGAUCUGCCAUCGAUAAGGCGAACGGUUAUGUGUUUGGGGUGGACGAGAAAAACUUUGAUAUGGUUGCUGCCAUGUCUUUUGCCGUGGGAGCGGAUUUUGAAUAUGCCCGGGUUGGGAUGGCCAGAGAAAUGAUGGAUGAGACUGAUGAAAGCUGACAGCUUUGAUUAGUGAUGGAGAAAAUAAGAUAUACUUUCCAGCCUUUUGAAAUUCAUUCAGAAAUCAGCCUUCUUUAAUAUCUUCAAACCAGUUGAUGUGCUGCAAGGAAUUUUUUCCUUCACUGAUAAUGGCGAAGAGUGGCUGAAAUUUAACUCAAGUCAUUUACAGGGUUUUCUUCUCUCAUGUUCCUCCCAUGUGUGCAUUAAUUUUUUGAAAGAAUUUUUAAAAACUUUUUUCCUACUACGUGCAAUUCUACGACGUAUUUAGCCCCAAGUUCGUGAAGCUUUUCUGCAAGCGUUUCUUUGAGAAAAGUGUUUUUCGCAAACAAUUUCGAAUUUUCUGCAGCACUUUUUUUCCACAUAUCUCAUGAAAAUUUCCUGAGAAAGAGGGCUGAUGGUUUUUGAAAAUGAAAUAUCUUAUCUCGGGAAUUUCAACUUAAUUUCUUUUUUUUUUUGUCGCAGAGAACUUGGCGAAAAUUUAUUUGGUAUCUUGACGUGAAACAAGAUGGUGAACAUGAGGUACCCUGUGACUCUUGGCGCGAAGAUCGUGCAGUUCCCCUUCCGCUACUACUACGAAAACACGUGGGUGUUCCGAUACUGGAUGUACGGAGUUGGAGCCAGUGUUCCACUUUUCUGGUGGAUCCAGACCAAGUCUCGAUCCGAGGGCAACUGGAAGGCCUAUUAUGCUGCCAAGGAGAAGGAGCGGUUGGAACACGCCGAGCACCACUAGAAAAAAGGAAAGACAGGAGUUGAUGCGAGAAGGGGGGUGUGUUAGUCUUCAUUUGUGUCCUGCUGAGGGUCAGCUGCAAUAUUUUGAGUUCCUCAAUCUUUGUUUGAUGUUAGCCGCGGAAUAAAAGGUCUUAAUCUA